AUGCUUCAUCCUCGGAUUACUAUGAAUGACAACAGAGCGGACAUACGUGGAUUCGAUGAAGUUAUCCCCAGUCGAACAGUGGAAAAGAAGCUCGAUUCUUUCCAGAACACACCCUCUCCCAUUCUCAAAUUGCCGGCAGACAUUCUUCUUCCUAUAGUCAAAAUUUGCGCGAAUGACGAUGAAGAGGGCAAUGUCAUGUCGAUACGAAGUAUUCAAUGA
Marasmius oreades (fairy-ring Marasmius) is the source of this 219-nucleotide messenger RNA. RefSeq lists its product as uncharacterized. The record is from RefSeq and is a predicted model, not a curated record. NCBI's taxonomy places the organism in Eukaryota, Fungi, Basidiomycota, Agaricomycetes, Agaricales, Marasmiaceae. The transcript has 2 exons. The coding region runs from base 1 to 219 and encodes 72 amino acids.